Molecule: messenger RNA, 1239 nt
Organism: Rosa chinensis
Lineage: Eukaryota; Viridiplantae; Streptophyta; Magnoliopsida; Rosales; Rosaceae
Product: receptor-like protein 12
Exons: 1
Coding region: 1-1239 (412 amino acids)
Molecular function (GO): protein binding
Source: RefSeq, a predicted model, not a curated record
AUGAGUCAAUUGAAAGAGCUCGAACUUGCAGAUGCUAAUUUCAGUGGACCUGUUCCUCCCCAACUUGGAAACCUCUCUAAUUUGCACACUCUUGAUCUUUCCUUCAAUGAUUUUGAAGGAAUGAUGAUUCCCAAAUUCAUUGGCUCUCUGAGUCAAUUGAAAGAACUCAAACUUGCAUCUGCUAAUUUCAGUGGACCUGUUCCUCCUCAACUUGGAAACCUCUCUAAUUUGCACACUCUUGAUCUUUCCUUCAAUGAUUUUGAAGGAAUGAUGAUUCCCAAAUUCAUUGGCUUUCUAAGUCAAUUGAAAGAGCUCGAACUUGCAGAUGCUAAUAUCAGUGGACCUGUUCCUCCCCAACUUGGAAACCUCUCUAAUUUGCACACUCUUGAUCUUUACGGUAACCAAGUUGUUAGUUCAGAAAAUCUUGAGUGGUUAUCUCAUCUUUCUUCCUUGAGAUACCUGAACAUGUCAUGGCUGAAUUUGUCUGAGGCUGUGAAUUGGCCAGAAUCUUUGAGCAAGCUCACUUUACUGACAGAGCUCGAGUUAUCCGACUGUAACAUUCCUGAUGUCAAUCCAAGAUCACUUGCCUUUAUUAAUUCUUCCACCUCUCUUCAACUCCUUGACCUCUCUUAUAACUCUCUGAAUUCUUCAAUAUUUUAUUGGAUAGCCAAUGUCAACAGCAACUUUGUCCAUAUAAUUCAUCUCACUUCCAACAAUCUUGAAGGUCCCAUCCCAGAUGUCUUCACAAGGAUGCUUUCUCUAGUAACACUAGAUCUGUCACAUAAUCAACUUGAAGGUGGGAUAUCAAAAGGCUUUCAAAACUUAUGCAGCUUAGAGUCGUUGACCUUACGGGCAAACCAAUUGUCUGAAAACAUUGGGGACUCUGUUAAAACCUUGUCUAUUGCUGAGAACACGCUUGAGACCUUGAACUUGAGAGAUAACCUGUUUUGGGGUCGCUGCCAGAUUUGUCACGUUUUCAAAGUUACGAGUGUUAUAUCUCGGUCUGUACCCGAGAUGUCGGGCAACUCUCUAGCCUUGAAACAUUAUUUCUCUCCGGAAUUCUUUGAGUGGUGUCAUAACAGAAGCCCACUUUUUGAACCUCUCUCGUUACAAUCUCUGGCCGUUUCUAAUAACCGUUUCUCUAUCAACCUGAGCUCUGAUUGGAAUCCACCAUUUCAACUUGAUUGGUUAGAGAUGUCCUCUUGCAAGUGGGCCCAGCUUUUCCCAAGUGGAUUCUAA